CAGCAGAGGGACACUACGCUCUCCACAGCACCUAGCCCUCAACUCCAACACACUCACUGGCUUGACAAUCCACUCUGUGUGCAAUGGAGAAGCACAUCCUAGUCAAUGGCAGAUUCCUUAACCACGCAGGUAGAGUCCCAUUUGGAGUUAAUCAUAAAUUAAUAGACGAUGCUGGUCUGGUAUGAUCGAGCAGAUUAUUUGAAUAAUUUAUUGUGAACAAGGCUAUUUUUCCUGAUAUUUGAGAUUUUUUAAAAUUUAUUUUCAUGCAAUGUUUAUCUGUUGUUACCAUUCUCACAGGAGUUUUGAUGUAGGCCUACACAACAGGAUCAGAUGAAACAACAGAGCAAGAGAGUUGAGAGAGGGAGAGAGAGAGAGAGAAAGAGAGAGAGAGAGAUGGCUUAGUAUUGUGGAACCCUUUUGCUUCCAUCAAGUAUUCGUUCCUUUAAUAAGGUUUUGUUCCCAGCGUGGUUCUUCUCCAGGGAACCAUCCUGAGAUGUUCUCUCAGAUCCCCUCUCCUAUCAGAAUAGCCGCAGCAGGAGAGCACUGAAAUGAAGGCUGGCCCAGGCGAGAGGUAAAUCACUGACUAGCUGAUAACCAGUGAAGAGCCGAGGACUGUGGCUUCACUGUCAUGAGGACGAGGACCAGGAUGCAGCAAGCCCUCCAUACUACUGUGCCAGCUUUGAAGUCUCUUUUAGUGGGCCCUCAUGGAGAAAUACUUUGCCUAUGAUGACUGUGUCUUAUCCAACCAGAGAAGGAAGCACACCGGAGCCAGGCCAAUGUGUGCGACCUGCAAGGCAGCUUCAGGAAGUAGUUUUGUGCCACUGCGUUCCGACACUGAAAAUGGGGUAGAGGAAAAACAGCGCAGAACCGUCCCAGCCAGUGGAACCGCAUCUAUAGAGCCACAGUCUGAGCUAUUGAGGAGAAGACGGAAACCAGCCCUCAUCAGGUCAAAAACAUUUGAUCCUUCACUUCUGUCACAAGUUCAAAGUGACACAGAAGCCAAACUCGAGAGGAAAAAGUCUCAGUCUAAUCAGUUUUCCAAAACAAACACCCAGUACCACAAACUUUUUAAAGAGAUCAGCAAGGAUGAGCAGCUGAGGCAAAGUUACACUUGUGCUUUACAGAAAGACAUCCUCUACCAAGGCAGACUGUUUGUCUCCGAUAACUGGAUCUGCUUUCACUCUAAAGUGUUCGGCAAAGACACCAAGAUUGUGAUUCCAGUGCUUUCCAUAGCUGUUGUUAAGAAAACAAAAACAGCCAUAUUAGUGCCAAAUGCACUUGUGAUCGCUACAUCAAAUGAACGUCAUGUAUUUGUCUCCUUCUUGUCUCGAGACACGACAUACAAGUUCCUCAUGUCUGUAUGCUACCAUUUGGAGGACUUCUGUGCGGACUUCUCUGAUCUGGACGGGAAGGUGAGGAAGAGGAGGCAGGAGAUGGAGGACAGCAGCAGCUCGGACUCACACUCUCCAGACUCUCAGAAGAUGGCUGACUACUCAAAGCUUCCCCAGACAUUACUGAAUGUGACUAAACCAGGAGAGCUGCCUGUUGUCCCUGAACCUCUCCAACACUCACCUGAGACAAGAAACACACCCCCAUAUAAUGGUGUGCCUGAGACCGCAGAGACAGCAGAGCUGGCAUACGACAUUAAAUCCCUCAGACCCAUCUCCCUCAGCGCGCUUCUCAUGGUCUAUCUGUUCUUAGUAUGUGUUUUAGUCUUGUCCUCUUGCUACAUGGCCUUCAGGAUAGUUUCACUGGAGCAAAGACUGACCUCUCUGGGCUCCAUGAGUGAACCACCUGAAAAUGGAAACGAUUACAAAAGAGAUUACCUUGAAGAUAAUGCUGAAGUUUACUCAAUGUUAUCUAUGAAUAUUCUGAAACUGGAAAAGCUCCAAAGAAACUUGCAGAGAUUGCUGGAGGAGACACAGUGAUUUUUUCUGUAUAUGUCCUCUGUGUUAAAAAACUGUGUAACUCUUUGUUAAUCUUUGUUGACAUGUAACCACACACACUAGCGCGCACGCACAAACGCACACACACACACACACACACACACACACACACACACACACACACACACACAGAGCGAAAGAGAAAGAGACAAAGAUAUUUGUGUAUAUGACAUUUAUUUGUAUAAUUAAUUCCCAAAGAAUUAACAAAUAUACCAAGUUUUUUGUCUGUG
Alosa sapidissima (American shad) is the source of this 2176-nucleotide messenger RNA. It is a transcript of the gene gramd2b, whose product is annotated as GRAM domain-containing protein 2B. The coding region runs from base 705 to 1928 and encodes 407 amino acids. The record is from RefSeq and is a predicted model, not a curated record. The transcript is spliced from 13 exons. Lineage: Eukaryota; Metazoa; Chordata; Actinopteri; Clupeiformes; Clupeidae.